CGAUUUUAGUUAAACAUAGUCUGAGACAUUACAGUCAUUUAUAUUUUAUACGGAAAGUCGUACGAAAAAAAACUCAAUACAAAACAUUAUACAUUCCGUUGGGAGGAUGACGUCAAAGCUAAUUCUUCUUCUAUCGGUAUUUGGGGUUAUUCCAAACGCGAUGCUCCCGAAAAGUCCAGUCAAUAUCGACGUAUGUCCCCGAUCAUCCCGGAAAUCAGAGACCAGCUAUAUGAUGGCCGAAUAUGGAGAUGGAUUAAUUACUCGCAUUGAUGAGGGCAAUUGGAAGGAGGUGCUUUCUGGCGAGUGGCUUUUGCUACUUUGCUCGUCACAUCGGCCGAAGUGCGGAGAUUGGAAAGCGGUCUUAUACCAGCUGGCGAGCACCUCAAUGGGUUGCCUCGAUGUGGACUUGGCUUUUGGUGAUCUCUCCACCAAUUUUUGGCUACGUGGACGAUUUUCCGCCUUCCGGGAGGCUAACGUAUACCAUGUGCUGGAUGGGGAAUUUCGAAGACUGAGCUCUAGCCAGGACACUAACUCCCUUCACAAUCUUUUGCUUCUGCGCGAGUGGUCGGAGAUACCUCCAAUGUCACUUUGGUUACAUCCGACUUCCAAAUGGAGCACAUUCGCCGAAAUUAUUUUAAAGACAACCAUGGAUCUAAAGCACUUAGAUAUUUUUGGGCGCAACGCUUGGAAGACCGCCCUUAUUCUGGACUUAAUUUUUUUCAUCGUAACACCGUACAUUUUAUGGCUUUCUAUAAUGACAAGUACAGAGAAUAUGGUGGAAAAUGAUGACACGUUAUACGAAUUUGAGCUAGCACCUACCAAAACUAGUAUUCCACUUUUUAUGAAAUCGACUUCUAAGUUUAAAAGCCAUCUUAUAUAUUUGAAGAAGCUUAGACAAAUGAGAGAAUCUAAGUUCAAAAGUAUUUAAAAUUUAUAUGUUUCCUUCAACGAUUUUCUUUUACAAUUAACGAAUUAAA
Molecule: messenger RNA, 977 nt
Organism: Drosophila simulans
Lineage: Eukaryota; Metazoa; Arthropoda; Insecta; Diptera; Drosophilidae
Product: thioredoxin-related transmembrane protein 4
Exons: 1
Coding region: 107-928 (273 amino acids)
Source: RefSeq, a predicted model, not a curated record